Molecule: messenger RNA, 1787 nt
Organism: Diprion similis
Lineage: Eukaryota; Metazoa; Arthropoda; Insecta; Hymenoptera; Diprionidae
Gene: PIG-V
Product: GPI mannosyltransferase 2
Exons: 1
Coding region: 200-1690 (496 amino acids)
Biological process (GO): GPI anchor biosynthetic process
Cellular component (GO): mannosyltransferase complex; endoplasmic reticulum membrane
Molecular function (GO): alpha-1,6-mannosyltransferase activity; GPI mannosyltransferase activity
Source: RefSeq, a predicted model, not a curated record
UUGAUGUUGCAGGUACUCUUGAGUCGUUUGCUGUCCAAGAACUGACAGAACCACUCCCUGCACAGGAAGGGUGCCGCGGGUGAGGAAGCAGGAAUACUCGCCUGUAGAUAAGAAGCGGGAAGCCACAACAUUGAGUCGUGCACAAUUCCACAAUAAUAUACAUGGAUAAAUUUUAAAAUACUUGUAAUAUAAUAUCAGUAUGUACGGACCAAGGGAAAAAGUGUUUUGGUUUGCAGUGACCUCACGUCUAGCCGUUAUUUCACUGCAAUUUAUAUUUAAUCAGUUAUUGCCUGACCAUGAUGCCAAAGUUUUUGUUAGUCCGGUGGACCCGGAAAUGAAAAUAUCGAUUUAUGACAGCUUAGUUGAAUAUCUAUUCGGCGGUUUUCUCAGGUGGGAUGCGCAAUACUUUAUACACAUCGCUAAAUAUGGGUACACAUAUGAAAAGACCAUGGCAUUUUAUCCCUUAUAUCCCAUGAGUAUUAGAUGCUUAUCUGUAGUUUUGAAAGGCAUUUUUUUCUCGUUGAAUGACCAUAGCACAACGAUGCUGGCAGCUUUGUUGAUAAAUUUCGUCUGUUUUGUCAAAUCUGCCACAGUUCUUUACGACCUGAGCAAAAUUGUUCUCAAAGACACUGCUUUGGCGUACAAAGCUGCUAUUUUAUACUGUAUUAAUCCAGCCAGCAUAUUUUUUUCGGCAUUUUACACUGAGUCCAUGUUCGCUUGGCUAUCGUUUAACAUCAUGCUGGCUUAUGUUAAAAAUAACCCAUACAUUUAUCUUCCUAUCGGUCUCUCUAUCCUUUGUCGGUCCAACGGACUGAUAAACCUGGGAUUCCCAGUCUACUCGUGCGUCAAGUGUUUGAUACGAGCUGUGCUUCCCAAAAUCAGUAGGAAUUAUCAAAACUCUCAAGCUGAAUCAGCUUUACCUUUCGGAUGCCGUACGAUGUUAGGUUCUUUUCUUUGGCUCUUAAACGUUGUGUUUCUAUCUAUCGUUCCGUACGUCUUACAUCAAUUGUACAAUUAUAGUUUAUACUGUACAAAUCAUGAAGUGACGUUACCAGACUAUGUGCAGAAACAUCCGGAUACGGAUCCUCUGCUAAUACCCGGAACUGUUAUUCCCCCCUGGUGCAACAGUUCUAUUCCAAUUGCAUAUUCUUACAUUCAGGAUAAAUAUUGGCAUGUGGGAUUUAUGCGGUAUUGGACGUUAGGAAAUCUUCCAAAUUUACUUCUUGGAUUCCCAUCCCUGUAUCUUAUUUUUAGUCAAAGUUUAAAAUACUUGAGUGAGAACAGAAUUCAACUAUACACAUUAGGAAGCUUUUCAACCGAUGGUCGAAAUUGUGAAAAACCAAAGAACAAAAAGCUUUCCCCAGAUAUUUUUGUAUUCGCAAUUCACGGAAUAUGUUUAGCAUUGAUUUUUACUACAUUUGCACAUGUUCAAGUGAGCACUCGUUUAUUGUGCUCGGCAAGCCCAUUGUUAUAUUGGUACUGCGCUUCUAAAUUGUCGUAUAAAUCCGAGCCGAGAAAGGAGAACGCAAUGGAUUUCGAAUACCCAGAAAAUUUAUCUUCAAAGUGGAGAGUUUUCUUCUUAUCUCAAACGGCUCGCGUGUCAAAGUAUGACACCAUAAUUUUAUCAUAUUAUCUGAUUUACGCCGGAAUAGGAUGUGGUAUGUUUUCUAACUACCUUCCUUGGACGUAAGAGAGUUAUAUAUAAACACAACUUACAGGAAAAUCAGAUAUAAUUCUCGACCUUAACGUGGAAAAUUGUUCGUUGAAAGUUUACGAUGCAGAUAAAA